UCCAGUCUGCGCUUCCUCACGGAGCUAGGUGCGUAUCAUUGGAUCAGUAGCUGCUGCCUGCCACACUGUCCAAUCGCAUCUAGGGAGAGAAAGAGACACAGGGAGAGAGAGAGAAAAGAGAGAGAGAGAGAGAGAGAGAGAGAGAGAUGGGGAAGGGAGGAGAAAGAAAGGAAGAGAGGGAGAUUGAUUAUUUGACCGUCCUGGGCCUUGCAUUCCUUGGAGAAACAUAUUUCGACUCCAUCCAGAACGUCAUUUUUUUGUUCUUUUAAACCUACACAUCUUCUCGGACUGAAGGCUUGAGGCUUUGUUUUUGCCUUGUUUCUUUUUUUGGGUUAUUCUCACCCAGGAGACGUGCCAACGCCACCAGCAGCAGCAGCAGGAGCAGCAGGAGCAGGAGCAGCAGCAGCAGCAGCAGCAGCAGCAGAGAGUAUCUCCCAAUAUCCCAUCCCGGGCACGUCGGAUAAGCUGCAGCAGCGAAAACACGAGGCGAAUAUUGCGGUGUAACGGGAACAUGGUCCGCGGGAUUUCACACCUCUCGCCCUUGCUGGAUACGGAGGCACUUUGGGCUCGUUAUGGGGGUGACCGGAAGGAGAGAGUGACAGAGGAACAGUGAUGCUACUGUUUACAUAACGAGAGACUAACACACACACACACACAUACACACACAUACACGAAUACACACAUGCUCAAAUCGCCAGUGCAGGACAUACACACUGGCUUUAAACACUUCCACACACACAGACAAACAUUCAAGAGACUCGCUGACUGAGUCACCACACACUCAGAGGCACAGGAUCACUGACUCACACGCAGGACCAAGCACACACAUAAACAAACACAGACAUACAAAGGGGGAAAAGGGUUGUUUUUUAAGAACCAGGGUUGUGUGUUGUGCGUGUGCCAUGGGCCAAACUGAGCAGCAGCUGUGUGUCACUGUUGGAUACCUCUAAAGGGUCAACACAGCCGUAACCCUCACCCUUCCCUGGUUCCUUUCCCCUCCCCUCGCAUCCCUAAUCUCCCAGCUACCCCUAAACGCACCACCAUGUCCACACUGAGGACCGGGAGAACUCCCUCCCUGAGGUUUCUAUCCCUCCUUCUCUCCCUCUGCCUCUCCCUUUCCCUCUAUCCCGCCCUGUCCUCGUCGCAGCAGACCGUGCCUGUCAUCUCAACGGCGCAGGGGCGAAUCCGUGGCAUGUUGACCCCCCUGCCCUCGGACCUCCUGGGGCCUGUUAUCCAGUACCUGGGAGUACCUUACGCAAGGCCUCCCACGGGAGAGCGGCGCUUCCAGCCGCCCGAGCCUCCGCUGCCCUGGCCGGGAAUACGAAAUGUGACACAGUUUGCUCCCGUGUGCCCGCAGUCACUGGAUGAGAGGAGCAUGCUGGGAGAUAUGAUGCCCUCCUGGCUCACGGCGAAUCUGGAUAUAGCGGCCACGUACCUCACUCACCAGAGUGAGGAUUGUCUCUACCUCAAUAUUUACGUGCCCACUGAAGAAGACAUCCACGAGGAGGGGGGCCAGCGGCCGGUGAUGGUCUACGUCCACGGGGGCUCGUACACAGAAGGCACUGGAAACAUGAUGGAUGGCAGCGUGCUGGCAAGCUACGGCAACGUCAUUGUCAUAACCCUCAACUAUCGCCUUGGAGUGCUGGGAUUUCUAAGUACAGGCGACCAGGCUGCAAAAGGGAACUACGGCUUGCUGGAUCAGAUUCAGGCCCUGCGCUGGGUGAAGGAGAACAUUGCAGCCUUCGGCGGAGACCCAAACAGGGUGACGGUGUUUGGAUCAGGGGCCGGAGCGUCCUGUGUGAGCCUGCUCACUUUAUCACACUACUCUGAGGACCUGUUCCACAGAGCCAUCAUUCAGAGCGGCAGCGCUUUAGCCAGUUGGGCCGUCAACUACCAGCCAAGCAAGUACGCCCGGCAGCUCGGCGAGAGGGUGGGCUGCGGCAUUGACGACAGCACCCAACUGGUCGCCUGCCUCCAGGGGCGAAGUUACCGGGAACUUGUGGAGCAGAACGUGACGCCGGCCAAGUAUCACACGGCUUUUGCCCCGGUGAUUGAUGGCGAUGUCAUACCGGAUGACCCCCAGAUUCUGAUGGAGCAGGGAGAGUUUCUGAACUACGACGUGAUGCUGGGGGUUAAUCAGGGCGAGGGCGUGAAGUUUGUGGAGGGCAUCGUGGACUCGGAGGACGGUGUCACGGCUGAGGACUUUGACUUUGCUGUGUCAGACUUUGUGGAUAGCUUAUACGGAUACCCAGAGGGCCGAGACACGCUGAGAGAGAGCAUAAGGUUUAUGUACACGGACUGGGCGGACCGCGACAAUGCAGAAACACGCCGGAAGACCCUGGUGGCAUUAUUCACAGACCACCAAUGGGUUGCUCCAGCCAUCGCCACUGCUGACCUGCACGCUCAGUAUGGAUCCCCCACCUACUUCUACUCCUUUUACCACCACUGCCAGAGUGACGCCACGCCGCCGUGGGCUGACUCCGCCCAUGGUGACGAGGUGCCCUAUGUCUUUGGUGUGCCCAUGGUGGGACCCACUGAUCUGUUCAACUGUAACUUCUCCAAGAACGACGUGAUGCUGAGCGCUGUAGUCAUGACUUACUGGACCAACUUUGCCAAGACUGGAGACCCAAACCAGCCAGUUCCUCAAGAUACCAAGUUCAUCCACACAAAGCCCAACCGUUUUGAAGAAGUGGCCUGGUCUAAGUACACCCCCAAAGAGCAGCUGUACCUCCACAUCGGCCUAAAACCCCGAGUCAGAGACCACUACCGCGCCACCAAGAUCUCUUUCUGGCUGCAGCUGGUCCCUCACUUGCAUCACGUCAACGAGCUCCUCCAAUCAGUGUCCUCCUUCACGCAUAGUCCCUCCCCACAGGAUGACACUCCUUACUCUUACACCAAGCGUCUAUCCAAAGGUUGGCCUCCCAGCAGCACUCGCCAUCCAGGCUCACAAGGAGGUACUCCGCAGCCGCCAGAGUCCGCUUUAGGCCAAGGUGGAGGGGAAGAGGGGGUUCGUGUCCCGAAUGAGGACUACUCAACCGAGCUCUCAGUGACGAUUGCAGUGGGAGCUUCGCUGUUGUUUCUGAACAUCCUCGCCUUCGCUGCUCUGCUGUACAAAAAAGACAAGAGGCGUCUGGAGCACCGUCGGCCUCGCCCACUUCCUCCCCCGAGACGAGACAUUACAGCCGCUGAUGUCGCUGCACACCUGCAGGGGGAGGGUCUGAUGUCGUUACAGGUGAAGCAGCUGGAGUGCGAUGCUGCGUCAGCCGAUGAGCGGAACAACGCUCACCACCAUCACACUCUGGACACGCUGGACGCUCUGGACGGUUUGGACACGCAGGACAUCUACAGCACACUGGACACCGUGCGCCUCACCUGCCCGCCUGAUUACACUCUCACCUUGCGCCGCUCACCCGACGACGUCCCCCUCAUGACCUCUCUGACCCCGGGAUCGCUCCCUGUGACCCCUGGGUCGCAUCCUGUUACCCCGGCAACGCCAAUGACCCCCAUGACCCCUGGAUCUGUAGUGGGUAUGAGGAUGGGUCAUCCGCACCAGGGAUACACACACCAUAGCCCGUAUAGUAAUACACACUUGCCACACACACACAUCUCCACGCACACACACUCCACCACACGUGUAUAACCGCAACAAGAUACAGAGACUUAAUUACAACACAAACACACACACAUAAAAAA
Molecule: messenger RNA, 3693 nt
Organism: Labrus bergylta (ballan wrasse)
Lineage: Eukaryota; Metazoa; Chordata; Actinopteri; Labriformes; Labridae
Gene: nlgn4xb
Product: neuroligin 4 X-linked b
Biological process (GO): synaptic vesicle endocytosis; neuron cell-cell adhesion; chemical synaptic transmission
Cellular component (GO): postsynaptic specialization membrane; cell surface; synapse
Molecular function (GO): neurexin family protein binding; signaling receptor activity
Source: RefSeq, a predicted model, not a curated record